This is a messenger RNA of Cercocebus atys (sooty mangabey), 4872 nucleotides long. RefSeq names its product retention in endoplasmic reticulum sorting receptor 1 (gene RER1). Gene Ontology annotation, biological process: retrograde vesicle-mediated transport, Golgi to endoplasmic reticulum; protein retention in ER lumen. The transcript has 5 exons. NCBI's taxonomy places the organism in Eukaryota, Metazoa, Chordata, Mammalia, Primates, Cercopithecidae. The record is from RefSeq and is a predicted model, not a curated record. Bases 3542 to 4237 code for a protein of 231 amino acids. Gene Ontology annotation, cellular component: Golgi membrane.
GAGGGGCAGGUGAGCGGGAGAGGGGCCGGGCGGGGGCUGCAGCCCUCCCCACCCGGGCCUCGUCUCGUCCGCUUCCCCUGUUGUGCAUUUGGGGGAAGCGGGAAGUCGCCGCCCCCAUAGCGCUGCGAGUUGGGCUGGAUUCGAGAGGGGAUAUGCCGUCUCCCCAUCCUGCGUCCAGGUCAGCGCUUAUCUAUAGGAUUUAGUGUUAAGCCCUGGGCUGAAGGCGUUACUGACGGGCUCAAGGGAAACUAGUUACAUCGGUUUUGAUCGUAUUCUAAAUAGGCAAUAAAAUCAUAAAUUCUCCAGGCUGACUUAGUACUGGUCUGUGGCCCCGCUGAUAAAGGUAUCGUUCGUUUCUCUGCCAGGUGUCUUACAGCACAGAGGGCUGCUUUCAGCCUGAGUACCUUCAGUGGGCUUUCGCCCUUUUCCCUUUGUGAAGAGUAGAGGCUGGCCGUUGGUCCUGGAAAGACUUUAUUUUUAGUUGGGUUGACAUUUCACAGGAAAUGCAGUUAUCCCGUAAGUGGAUAAAGGGUUCUCAGUAGUUCAGACUCGCUUGGCUUCUGCCGUAUGCCCGAGGUGACGGCGGUUACAGUGUGUCAGAGCCAGGUGGAGAUGUACGAUGGUCAGGCCCAGAGGAGGGAGGAGCCCAGGCUGGAAUGUGGCCUUGGGAAGAAGGAAGAGAAGGGGUCUGGGAGGGCAUUUCAGAGGACUGAACAACACUAGAGGCGUGAAGCUUGGUGCACCGCUGCCAGGACUUUCCUAGUCCCGGAGGAAUUGGGGAAUUGGGGAUGGGGUCGUGAAGAGAAAGGUGGUGGGAGCCAGACUUCAGUGCUCCUGGACGCCAGGCGGAGGACUUCAUCCCAGACUUCAGUGCUCCUGGACGCCAGGCGGAGGACUUCAUCCCAGACUUCAGUGCUCCUGGACCCCAGGCGGAGGACUUCAUCCCAGACUGUCAGUGCUCCUGGACCCCAGGCGGAGGACUUCAUCCCAGACUGUCAGUGCUCCUGGACCCCAGGCGGAGGACUUCAUCCUUACCACGCACAUAGUGAUGGACCACAGAUGUGGAUGAAUGUGGUGGGCCCUAGAACAAGGCACAUAGAGAGUUUUACACUUUCUGGCAUGUCCUCAUGGUUUCUGUUUGGACUGGUUUGAUCUCCCUUUCAAUUUUGUUUGUGACUAGACAUAAAGCAGUCACCUUCAGCAGGUAACUGAUGGGCUGUCUGCUAUGUAAUGGACUUCCAGGUGGUAGGGCCCAGCCCUGAACCGGACAAGGGACCCCUCCAGGAGCUUCAUUCUAGCAGGAGAAAAUUGAGAAAUAAGCCAGAAAGGUAUCAGGAAACAGUUGUACACAAAAUGAAAGCAGGGUGAUGUGAUGUAAGGUACUGGGGGUCAGUGUGGGCGAUAACGGAGGUCUCUGAAGAGGAGGUGGCCUUCAAACUGAGCAGAGAGGAGGGCUGCAGUGGGGGCAGCUGCUGUGAGGGCUGCCCUUGAUCUGGGAACAGGGCUGGCACUGCCUUGCCUGGAUCCAAGGGUGUUCCACGGGCUGCCCAGUGACGACUCGCAAGAGCCUCGUGGAGAAGGCACGAGAGGUGCUGUUGUCCCAUUUCACAGACUGGAACCUGAGGCAUCCUGGAAUAGCCUGUCCUGGUCACACUGACAGAGAGUGGUAGAGCCAGGAUCUGAAAGCAGGCUGUUGGAGUCCAAAGUUCACGUUCUUGCUCCUGCCACACUGCCUCAGGCUAUUCCUGGUGAUGCGUUCAGUCAGGGUGCAAGCUGACUGUGUGUGUUUGGUAUACGUGUUGUGUGUGUCACAGAAGCAGAAUUGGCUGAUGGGUUUCGAGUAGGUUUUUUACACGUUCAGCUGGAGAGAGACGUUCUGAACUUUGCCUAGAGAACACCCUUUGGUGGGAGAGCCGAGUAUUUUCUCUCUGACAUUACUCUCAUCACCUGCAGUCAAGUAAAAGCGCUUUAAUGGGAAACAGUCUGAGUAAAACGGGGAAAACUGUAAGGAGCUACAAGACGAAGAAUGUGAUGCGUGUCUUUCAGAUGCCUGGCUUUGGCCUAAACAGGGUGGCCUUUCCAGGUGGCGCAUUCUAGUGUAGCCUCUAUUUAAAUACGGAGUUCUCUCAGUGGAGAGUGAAAGUGCUCCUCCUGUGUGUCUUUGGUUUACAUGGCUUUGUGAGACCAAAGGGCCCCUCGGUCUCCUCGAGCCGGCCUGGCACUCCGCAGGAUCCAGGAAUGGUGUCACGGAGCCACAUUCUGCACAGACUUGGUGACGUGGAGGGAGCUGCCUGGAUCAUUUCCCCGCAUCAGUUGUGAUGGGAGAGCCGAGGCCCUUGAGGGCAGGAUUGCGUCUGGCCCCCUCUGCCUUCCACCCGCAGGGAAGGUUUCCCCAGCGCUCACAGGGUGGGACUGGAGGAGCGUUGGUUUCAGGAAGAUGCGGGUUUCAGCUCCUGCCCUCUGUGAACAUGCUGAUGGGCCAGGACAAUGCUUUAGCCUUUGUGAGCCUCAGUUUUCUUACCUGUGCAUGAGAACAGUAAGACUGACCCCAAGGGUUGCCGAGGAACGAUGUCUUUGCUUUCGUGUCUGGUGUUUCUUAGAGCCUCGUUUUACAGAUGAGGAAACCGAGGCCGGCUGCUGCGUGCUCAGAGGGUUUGUUAAAGGCCUCACAGCCGCUUAGCACAGGCAGGACUUUAGGCCAAACUUGAGGCCGGAGUCUGUUUCUCCUCACUGCCCUGCCAAGGCAGCAGAUGGGGGUGGUGGGGGAGAGGAAUGCGCCCCUGGCAUCUUCUCUAGCUCAGGGGCCAGCAGGCAUCUCAUCUUCUAAAGUAGGAAUGACAACCGGCAGGCGUUGGGUACUCAGCAGCGCUUUCCUGAAGAGCGGCAGGUCCUGAUGCCGUCUCGUCCCGGGAGUGGGUGGUGGCGUGCUCGGCUGAGGAGCCAGGUGGCAGUCAGGCUUGGCUUGGCCUGUCCAGAAGCAGAGCUGUGGCGGGACCUUGGACACGUGGCUUCCACUGUUUGAGACUAGGUCCUUCUUGGUGAAAUGUGGGUAAUGAUGCCCUUCACUUGGGCAUCUGGGAAUUAAGUGGGUGAACAAUGUGACCUCUGGCACGUGGGUUCUCAGGUGAAUUCCUCAGGGCAUCACAGCAGUGUGUUGAAAUAGGAGCAGAUAUGUUACCUCCACUUGCCAGAUAAGAAACUGGGACGCAGAUGGAUGCACUACCUGAGAGUUGUAGGUAACAUUUUCCUGUUCGUGGGGUGGAGGACCUGGCCCUGAGAGGACAGGACCCUUCCUGCUCCUGCCAGACCAGAGACCCAGGACAGGGUGUGGAGCAGACAGGGUGCCUGGGUGGGGGAACUCUGAGGGAUCCACAGAGGAUGCGGUCCCUGGAGGGAGGACGUGCAGUGCCACAUGCCAUAGACCAGCCAGUGGACCCCAUGGCACCAAGGCUGCUCCUGGGGCCAGUGGGGUGGACAGUGCCACCCACGCAGGUGACUGAGGUGCAGGAGUGGGAAUGAAAACGCGGCCUGUGCUGGGCUCAUGUGUCUAACGCUGCCCUUCCCCUCCACGGAAGCCUGUGCACCUGCUACUUUUUCCCGAACAGUUCAUGAUAAAAACACACAUGGUAUGGACACAAUACUGAAUGUUGAAGAAACCUACGUGACAGUGUUGGUGAAAAUAGGGCCAAGAUUUCACACCCUUGAAUGCUUUUUAUUGAAAAGUAUUUUGUGUUUUUCUCCCAGUUACAGAAUGUCUGAAGGGGACAGUGUGGGAGAGUCCGUCCAUGGGAAACCUUCGGUGGUGUACAGAUUUUUCACAAGACUUGGACAGGGUUGGUACAUUGUGACCUAUGCCUUGGGGAUCUACCAUCUAAAUCUUUUCAUAGCUUUUCUUUCUCCCAAAGUGGAUCCUUCCUUAAUGGAAGACUCAGAUGACGGUCCUUCGCUACCCACCAAACAGAACGAGGAAUUCCGCCCCUUCAUUCGAAGGCUUCCAGAGUUUAAAUUUUGGCACGCGGCUACCAAGGGCAUCCUUGUGGCUAUGGUCUGUACUUUCUUCGACGCUUUCAACGUCCCAGUGUUCUGGCCGAUCCUGGUGAUGUACUUCAUCAUGCUCUUCUGUAUCACAAUGAAGAGGCAAAUCAAGCACAUGAUUAAGUACCGGUACAUCCCGUUCACACAUGGGAAGAGGAGGUACAGAGGCAAGGAGGACGCCGGCAAGGCUUUUGCCAGCUAGAAGCGGGACUGAGGCUGCCUCACGUGUUGCAAGAACGGUUUUGAGCCAUUGUUAACAAUGCCUUUUUUCUUCACAUAAAGUAGUUGAUUACGAGGGAGUUGAAUUUUCUUUUUAAAAAGGAGCUUCAAUGAUUUGUAACUGAAAUAUCAGGUUCUUGAAGAAACUGGCACUUAAACCAAAUCGCAUGGAUUUCUUUUUCAGUGACGUUCAAGUGUUUCUCACGGAUGGAAUUCUAGUCAGCUGCAGGCGGGAAGCCAGGCGGGUGGAGCCCAUGGGAGCAAGGGCGAGUGGCCGGUCCCCCCCCGGUGCCAGGUGGGCAGGCAGGAGCGAGGCCUGCAAGGGAGGAAUGGGCCGCUCCCCGCCAGCCGCCUUCCCCACCAGCCACAGGUGUGCCAGCCACUCCACAGAGCCCGAGUGAUGAUCUAGCCUGAUUCCUGCGUGUCUGAAAGAACUUAACGUUUUAAAGAUGAUUGUCAAGUAACUGUGUGGGGUUCUAAUGCCAGUUUCCUAAUCCAUCUCACUGGAGAUGUUUAAAGUUGGCCUCUAUCCUAAUGACUCAAAACUUUGUUCUUAACUACCAUGAUUGCUUUUGAGGGCCCAGAAUUAUAAAUAUAUAUUAUAUUUUAAUUGUUUGA